This is a messenger RNA of Dromaius novaehollandiae (emu), 1665 nucleotides long. Its product is annotated as programmed cell death protein 4-like. Lineage: Eukaryota; Metazoa; Chordata; Aves; Casuariiformes; Dromaiidae. Gene Ontology annotation, biological process: negative regulation of DNA-templated transcription. Bases 126 to 1538 code for a protein of 470 amino acids. Gene Ontology annotation, cellular component: cytosol; nucleus. The record is from RefSeq and is a predicted model, not a curated record. The transcript is spliced from 11 exons.
UCACUUCCUCCGCGCGGCGGGGCGGGGUCGGGCCGAGCCGCGCGCCCCUUCCCGGUCCCCGGUCCCGGUCCCGGUCCCGUCCCGCUGCCGCCCCGGUCGCGGUCGCGGUCGCGGUGCCGCCCGGCAUGUCCGCCUCCGCCGUGCCCGCCGCCAGCGCGGCCGAGCUGGGCGCCGCCGACCGCGCCCCCUUCGCCACGGGGCCGUGCCCGGGGGCCGCGGAGGAGGAGGAGGAGGAGGCCGGGGAGGAGGCUCUGCUGGGGGGCGGGGGGCCGCGCGCCUGGACCCCCCAGGAGAAGCUGCUGCACGAGGCGCGGCUGAAGGCCAAGGCCAAGCGGCGGCUGCGGCGCACCUCGUCCCGGGACUCGGCCCGCGAGUCGCUGUCGGAGGGCGCCGAGCCCAGCGCCGAGCCCGGCAGCCCCAAGGGCAAGGCCCACGACCGCAAGUCCCGCACCGGCAAGGGCCGCGGGCUGCCCAAGAAAGGCGGUGCGGGGGGCAAGGGCGUGUGGGGUGCCCCCGGCGUGGUGUACGGCUACCAGGAGCCCGACGCCCGCGACCCCAACUACGACGAGGCGGCGCAGGGGGACACGGUCUACGCCACGGUGGUGCCCGAGCUGGAGGAGGGCGAGCUGCAGAAGAACGUGCAGCCCAUGGUGCUGGAGUACUUCGAGCACGGGGACACCAGCGAGGUCAUGGAGCUGCUGCGGGGGCUGAACCUGGGCAGCCGGAAGCACGCGGUGCCCUCGCUGGCGGUGGCCCUGGCGCUGGAGGGCAAGGCCAGCCACCGGGAGCUGACGUCCCGCCUGCUCUCCGACCUGGUGGGCCGCGUGGUGACCCCCGAGGACAUCGCCUGGGCCUUCGACAAGAUGCUGCGCGACCUGCCCGACCUCAUCCUCGACACCCCCGAGGCCCCGCAGAUGCUGGGACAGUUCAUCGCCCGGGCGGUGGCCGACCACGCGCUGCCCCUCGACUUCCUGGAGCGCUACAAGGGCCGGGUGGACUGCGAGCACGCCAGGGCCGCCCUGGACCGCGCUGCCGUGCUGCUCCGCAUCAAGCGCGACGUCAACCGGCUGGACAACGUGUGGGGCGUGGGGGGCGGCCAGCGCCCCGUCAAGCACCUCAUCAAGGAGAUGAACCUGCUGCUGCGCGAGUACCUGCUGUCCGGGGAGGUGGCGGAGGCCGAGCACUGCCUGCGGGAGCUGGAGGUGCCCCACUUCCACCACGAGCUGGUGUACGAGGCCCUGCUGAUGGUGCUGGAGGGCUCCGGCGAGGCUCCCGUCACCAUGAUGGUGACGCUGCUGAAGGUGCUGUGGGAGACGGGGCUGGUGACGCUGGACCAGAUGAACCGGGGCUUCCAGCGGGUCUACGAGGAGCUGGGGGACCUGAGCCUGGACGUGCCGCAGGCGCAGGGCGUGCUGGAGCGGCUGGUGGAGCGCUGCUUCGCCGCGGGCGUCAUCACCCGGGCGCUGCGCGACGCCUGCCCCGCCAGGGGCCGGAAGCGCUUCGUGAGCGAGGGCGACGGGGGCCAGAUCAAGCAGUGACGGGGCCGGCGCGGGGCCCCUGGCGGUCCCCCCCCAUGGCGCCCCCCAGGGCCCCCCCGCCACGGGGCCGGGGGCCGCGCGGACGGACGGGCGGAUGGACGGACGCAAUAAAGAGGCUCCCCAAGGA